CAUCACAGUCCAGGUGGCAGGAGGCGGAGUCAUGCACACUGUCAGAGGAGUCCUGAGCAGGUUGGUUGUUCAUCGUUCUCUCCACAGGUCAGCUGGACGGUCCCGCCUCUGCAGCUGGAGGAAGGUUAAAGGUCACUUGCUUGAGGGGGAGUGGAGCCUUGCGGGGUUUGUCUGCGGGCUGGUGUUGGGGUCUGUGUACGGAGUCACGGCUUUGUUUCUGCAGAAUCAGCCUCUGUGGUUCUGUGUCUACACAAUGGUGGCGGUUGCAUUCUUAGCAGCGUUCGGUAUGGGUCUGUCAGCUGGAGUCCGGGCCGACGUCAUGGUGAUGCUGCCGUCACUCUGCUCAGCUCGCGGGAGGCACUUCCUCCUCUUCCUGUUUGUGUCUGUGCUGUUUUCUGGUCCGAUCGCCAACAUGUUAGAAAACACAGAGCGAGCUGCUGCCAGUCUGCUGUGUGGAGCCGAGCUGGCAGCCAAUCAGACACAAGAACUGAUGCAGAGAGCAACCACGCCCCUUUCCUCUGCGUUGGUCAAAAUCAGAGAAAUCAGCACCAACGCUUAUUCAGUCGCAGAAAGAGUCACCAACUUCAUCCACGCUCUGACUGAUGGAGUCCAACACAUUGCUCGCACUCUGAGGAACGUCCUCCACUUCCUGACAGACAUCGGGGACGUCUGUAACACCAAGCUGGGCGCUCCAUACAGGAAGUGCCGGGCAGUGUUCACUGAGGCUCGGGUCGACUGCUGCGACCUGCUGGGGGACUUCAGCGCCCUGUGUGAUAUUGUGGAGAGCUUAAUGCCGCUCUGCAACAUCGCCCGUGCCGGCGAGUUCUUCUGCAUAAUCCCCUCGUACAUUGCCAACCAUCUGAAAAAACGUCUUGCAGCUCCCAUUGUUGCAGUUUUUGAGCAAAUGAAGCAAGAGUUUGAAUUCAACAUCUCAGCCUCUGUGACCUUUGACCUGGAUGCCAACAGCAGUAAAUCUUUGCAGCAGAUGUCUCAGGACGUCAUGGACGAGGUUUCAUCAGACCUGCAGGUGUUUCAGAAACUCAGCGAGCCAUUAAAAUACGGUGGCCUCGUGCUGCUCGUCCUCUCAUUCCUGAGGGCGGUGCAGUACAGACGUAGUUAUCUCCGUGAGCUCAACUUUGACAACAUCUACAUCAGUUCUAAGUUUGAGGAGUUUGACCAACAGGUGACGUCCGGGGGCGGAGUGUCAGUCCUGCCAAUCACACGCAAAGAGGCCAAGACCUACAUCACACCAUUGUCGUUGCACCUGUCGAACGGAGAGUGGCGAGUGGUGUUGGUGGGCGUGGUCUCAGUCCUCAAACAUCUUGUGGUGGGGAGCCUGCUGGUGGCACUGGACUUCCUGGUCUUCUGGAUCCUGGAUCAGGUACGCCACCAGGUGACGGGAGAUGUGGUGGCCCGAGCCCCAGUCACCGUGGCAGUGCAGGUGAAUGGGUCAGGGUUUGCUUCAGACAUCUUCAGAGACCUGGUGGCUUCGUUUAACAUCCUGCAGGGAGGAAACGUCACCGUGAUCAGCAGGAAGUGUCUACUGGAGCCAUCAGAGCCAAACUACAACACAUGUGUCACUCUGGGUUAGAAAGUGACAUCAGUGCAGACAGCUCAUUAUCACACAGCUGAAUCAAUCAAUCAAUCAAUCAAUCAAUGAAUAAUUCAAGUGACAGAAAAUGACAGUUACAACACCUGAGAAUAAGUUUGUCUCCGACCACUUCUCAAACACAUCACAGCCAACUUACUUGCUGAUAUGUGGGCGGGGUCAUAGUAACAUCAGGUCCCAAAGGAGAGCAUUUGUAUUUUUGAUUGACAGUUAAGAUAAACUGAUUGUGAAGUCGAACUGAGCCGAAAACAAACACUGUUUCAAAGUGUUUUAUUUAGAAACUACACAUACA
This is a messenger RNA of Paralichthys olivaceus (Japanese flounder), 1901 nucleotides long. NCBI's taxonomy places the organism in Eukaryota, Metazoa, Chordata, Actinopteri, Pleuronectiformes, Paralichthyidae. The record is from RefSeq and is a predicted model, not a curated record.